UCGAUCUUUUUUUUUUUGUUAGUAAAGUGUGUGUUUGAUUUUGGCGCAAGUGUAUUUCUUGCUUUUCUGUUAGAUAACAUGUGACUCUUGGCAAUGUUGUGUGUGUGAGAGAGUGGAUUUCCAGAGAGUCAGAGAGGGAAGUUGGGAAGUUUCUGAGCCAUCAGCACGAGUAGAGUAUCGCAGAAAGCUCGUGGAUAGUCAAAGUGUAUGGACGUCUUUUGUGUAAAUCUCCUGUUUUUUCGUGGUGGAGUGUGUCAUUUUGAUUUUUGAAAAAGAAACGUCUUUCCGUUAGAGAAUCUCCACGGUUUUUUUUUCGUCCUCAAGAUUGAAUUUAUAAGAAAUUCCCCAGUCAAAGAACUGGAAAUCUUUGCUGGAAAUUGUGCCAAUGGUCAGAAGACCUGUUGAAGUUGAGUGUUGUAGGAAGAAUUGUGUUGUAUUUGUUUUUUUUUUUUUUGCUAUUUUUUGGAAGUUUUAAGUGAGAUUCCGGUUGGGAAUUUUGCAACAUCAAAUACGUCAUUGUAUUUCAUCUCCGUCUCUAACAUAUCAGCAGCCGAGGUGUAUUUUCUUACUGUGAACGAGCUAACGAAAGAAAAAAAUAUCAACCUUGACUGUAUAUAGAGUUAACAAUUCUCUAUUGCUCACAUUUUUUUUCUCUCCAUCGUGUUGACUAUCAAUAGACAAAUUCCACCAAUACAUUUCUCAUAGUGAAUUUGUGGUGUUUUGAUAAGAGAAAGCCAUCCACGACUUUUCGGUGACGACACAGUGUGGCUUCUGUGAGGUUCUGAUUAGUGUCCCAGUAAUUGCCUUGCCAUCCUACCGUGACUGUUUCAAGUUCAGGGGGUUUGAUUAGGGGGAGUAUAGCCGGUGCUAUAAAAAAAAAAAAACGCCGACAUCCCUAGCAGAGUGUCUCAAUCGCUAAGGCACAGAAAAAACAACAUACUUAUAGCCUAAUGAGCUAUGUAAUUGGCAGGCUGACUUAAUGGAGAGACUGCCCUGAGUAAAUAGCAAAAAUUUUGUGCAGUUGUGUGAGGUGCUACAGUGCCUGGUCAGAAUAUUACGCUCAAUACUCCAGUGGAGCAAGUUCAUCUCUGAUUCGGCAUCAGAAACAUAUACGAACGCAUAAAAAAAUCGUGGAUUUAGCUCCACCAAUAUCAACUUUUUGGAACACCUACAGGCGGUGGGAGCCAAUUGGGCUGUGUGCGUGCCACGGAAAGCCGCAUAAAAUCCAGUUGAACGAGAAUAUCGCUGAAUAAGUUUGGAGCAUAGGGAGCCACUGAUCUUCGAGAGAUCGGCAAGAUAAUCAUUUGGUGGUGGUGCUCCUUCAAUGUUGGAUAAUUGGAUUUUAAAUGUGGGCCGAGGAAUUGUUAGUCAAAAGUGCCAUUUCAAUGUGUGUUCCCAAAUGUUUAGACUCUAUACCUAUUCGCUAUCACCUCUAAUUUACCAUCAAAUUUAGAGGGUGAUGAAGCAAAACAAAAUAAGUGUUAAUUUUGUGAUGUUGCUGUAAGAAAAAGUUUAUCGUGAUACUUGACAAAAGAGAACUAAGACGUAGUUACAAAAAGAAGUUGUCCAAUUUUGUUGGAGCUUUUGUUUGGGGAAUAUAAAGUUUGUUGGGUCUUAUUUGUUGGAAGCUGCUCUAUCACUGUCGCAAAAAUCACCUGAAUUUUCGACAUCAUCUGCUUCACCACAAUUCACAGAGAUGGAUCAAGAUGAAAUAGGAGACGUUCCACUUGACUUGGACAAUGCAAUAUGUCUUCAAGAUGAAAAUUCACAGAUCAAUAUAAGUGAUGUCAUUGAAGUUAUCCAGACAACCGAUCCUGCAUCAGCAUCUGCAAUGUUUAAGAACGGCGAGGGAUCAUCCCAGACACCACAGUCACUUGGCAAUAGUACAAAUGCAACGAGUCACAUAAGGCAGAAUGCAUAUGUGAAGAUCACAGAACAACCAGCCCCAAAGGCGCUGAGGUUCCGGUAUGAGUGCGAGGGCAGAUCGGCGGGUUCGAUUCCGGGUGUCCAUAGUACACCCGAAAAUAAGACAUUUCCCAGCAUUCAAGUGGUAGGAUAUCGUGGCAAGGCCGUCGUUGUUGUGUCGUGCGUCACGAAAGAUCCACCAUACAAACCACACCCGCACAAUCUCGUAGGCAAGGAUGGCUGUCAGAAGGGUGUGUGCACAGUGGCCAUAAAUGAGGAUACAAUGAAUGUCACAUUUAGCAAUUUGGGGAUUCAGUGUGUCAAGAAGAAGGACAUCGAGGAUGCUCUCCGAAUUCGUCAAGACAUCAAAGUGGAUCCAUACAAAACUGGAUUCAAUCACAGGGACCAACCCUCGAGCAUCGACCUGAACUCAGUGAGACUCUGCUUCCAGGUGUUUGUGAUACAUCAGGAGGAGUAUGUUGCUCUCCCGCCAGUUGUGUCGGAUCCUAUAUUCGACAAAAAGGCCAUGUCUGAUCUCGUUAUCUGCAAACUCAGCCAUUGCUCAUGCAGCGUGGCAGGUGGUCAGGAAAUGAUACUCCUCUGUGAAAAGGUUGCCAAGGAAGACAUCCAGGUGCGAUUCUACGAAGAGAAGGAUGCUCAGGUGGUAUGGGAGGCAUUUGGGGAUUUUCAGCACACAAAUGUACACAAGCAAGUGGCGAUCUCAUUCAGAACACCACGAUACCGGACACUUGAAGUGGAUCAGAUAGUUAAGGCAUUUAUCCAAUUGAAACGACCAUCCGAUGGAGCAACUAGUGAUCCUCUGCCAUUUGACUACGUACCCCUUGAUUCAGGUAGGAAAACAUUCUGGUCACUGCGUCAGGGUCUGAAUCUCAACAAGAGGAAGACCUCAACCUCCCUCGAGGAGACUUUUCAGCAAAUUCUCGCAACGGAUCGAGAGAUGUUUGGGGAAAAGGCGUCAAAUGGGGUUGUAGGGGAUGUUGUUGUUGUGGACACACAGGUUGUUGAAACACCGCCGGAGAACAUUGUAGAUCCGCCAGUUAAUAUAGAGCAGCAGCAGAUGGCAAAUGAGAAAAUAACUGAAUGGAUGAAGACAAGUGAAUUUGAGGCAUCUGGAGUGAAAAAUGAUGGACGUGAGGACGAAGAUAAAACACUAAAUGAGCUUCUUGAUCAAGUGGCAGAACUCGAUGAGAUCUACACUGAUCAUCAACUUAGACAGCAGAGUAUCAUUGAGAAUGAAUUGUCUUGUCUAGAGAAUUCUAUGCCAAAGUUGCCCGGGAAAGAAGAAUCAAUGGAUAUUGAUGAUAUUUUUGAUGAUGCUGCUACAUACACAAGCCUCCAGAAAGCCUUUAAGAAUCCCAUUACAAUUCCCAUGGAUGAUUACCCUGUGCCUCCACCACGUCCUCCCCAUUCGGCGAAUUUCUACGAUCACGUUGAGCAGGUGAUUGUUAAUCCCCCAGCUCCAGUGAUUGAUGUGAGUCCGUCGAAGGGGGAUAGGGACGAAGGUGAAAAACUUCCUCCACUUCCGCCCAAGAGAGUGAAAAAAACUCCAGGAAGCACCCCAGUUCACGAUCCGCAAGACAAGGAGAAUGACUCAACUAAAUUAAUUGGAUCUGAUUUAGAAAGUGGACUCAGUAGCUUCUCAAAUAGCCGCCGAAGCUCAACACGAUCCCUAACACCACGUCCACCAUCCCAGAUUAUCAUUAUGAGAACACCAGAACCUGGACAGAGGCCCACAAGUCCCUCCAAUAGUCAAUCCAAUACCUUGCCCAAACAAAAGAAACCCGGUUUCUUUUCCAAGCUCUUUUCACGACGCAAGAGCAAGGGUGAUACUGGUACUGUCUCACCCUCAAGCAAUAGAACUUCUCCCAAUUUAUCCCGGGAACCCAGUAUCACAAAUUUCAGCUCAAAUGAUCCCAAUCGAGCUUCCGUCCGCUCCCUCAAAGUGCCCACGACCACACGAAAGACGGGCAAACCCGUAGCACGUAGUGCCAGUUCUGUGUCUGGAAAGAGGCCCCAUCUCAGUCCAGACAUCAUUCACAUCCCUCUGAAGGGUGAAUCGUCGAAUUCACUCAAUUUGCGUAGUGGCAGUGGUACUCAUCUCUCCUUCCCUGGCAAUGAUCUCUACGAACGUGCCUCCACGAUCACGCUCAACAACAAUGAUCGCAAGACAAUGUCAGCUCUCCAGCUGGCUGACUUGCCCCUGCAGGACGGGAAUAUGGAGUUGAUUGCGAUCGCCGAUGCACAGAGCUUGAGAAAUUUGUGCGAAGGUCAAUAUGGUGUUCAAUUGGACCCCAGUGUUGAUCUCACUGAGGCUGAACACUAUGCUCUGUACACAUCAGUAGCACCCCAUGCCACUCAGAGUGAAUUCGACGAGACUUCCGCCUAUUAUGCCCCCGUGGAAGCUGGUGAAAUACUCACACCGGCCGAAGUGGCCAAGAGACUCACCAACAAUCUCUAAAGGAGCUCAAUUUUUGGAUUACAUUGCCCCCCAAAUUGUUUUCCCUUUUGUUUUGUUUUUUGGCGGGAAACUUUCAGAAUGGUUUAAGUUUUGGAUUAAAAUUGAAUCGAAAUGAUAUGGCGAGGCGUUGUACAAAAUUUACAUGUUAAUAUUUUUGAUAAAAUGUCUAUUAGCAGAUAAAAAAAAUUGAGACAAAACUACGAAAUACUGUAACUUUAAAAAAUUAAUCCCAUAUUUUUCAGAGAGAUUUUAUUAAACUUCCUGAAAAGGAUCUGGAAAAAGAUAAUUUUAGACCACGCCUCCUUCAAGAGUUAUGGUUUGUGAAAACUUGGAAAUGAAAAAUUUGUUUUCAAAAAUUGAGUACCGUAACUUUUAUCGUCCCUGCGAAAACUUUAAUAACUUUUAUUUAGAAAAAUCUACUGUAUACAAGGCAGUAACUUUUUGGACAGUAUUUCGCACGAAUAAUGUCAAAAAAAAUAUAGACCACGCCCCUUAAAAUCAUUUGUAUAGAGUUUUACAAAGGUUAUGACAUGCUCAGUACUUCUAACAAAUGUAUAAUAGGGUGGAAGGAACAUCCGUUCGACAGGGAACACCUAUUGGAAAUUUGUUCAAAAUUUUGAAAUAGAUGUUCAAAUUUCAUAACUGAAAUGAUACAAAAUAGGAUACCAGGGAUACCAGUAAGUCAUGACACAAGUUCUUAAAGUGCCAAUAGAUAUUCCUUUGACCCUAAAACAACGAAGACUUAACUCGUAAAGCUCGCGAUAUUUAUCUAUAAGCUUACGUCAGUACUCUACGAAUAGCGAGAAUAUUUUCAAAUUUUUUUGAAUAUUACGAAAAUACUUGGAUGGUAAAAAUUAUAAAUUUUGGGGAGGGGCCAAAACUAUAUACAUAUAAGUGUGGCUUCUAAAGAGACUUAAAUAACUUAAAACUAUAUUAAUUGGUCCACUUUGGAUAUAAUUUAAUUUUGUAUUUUAUAGGGGGCGUGGCCUAAGUUUGAUCCCUAAAUUUAAAUAAUUUAAUCAAGUGCGAGCAAUUUAUUCGAAUUGUAUUGCCAUAUUAAAAAGAAAAUUGAAUAAUUUAACUUUAAUUUUUGCUGGCUUAUCGCUUAAAGGGCGGAUCUUGCCUAAAAUCUCUAAAACCGGCUUUUAGUAAAGUUUAAUAUUGAUAUUUAAUACUAUCUUCCUGUGAUAUAUGGAAAUAAAAAAUAGAGUUACAGUAUUACAUAGGCGUUCAAAAAUUGCAAAAGAAACGGUCUCCAAAGCUCUAAAACCCUCUGAAAGCCCCAUGUAUUGUUCUUUGGUGGGAAUCUUAAAAAUUCUUACUCUUCAAAAAAGUCAUAUCAAAUGCAGGAAAAACAAGAUUCAGCUUUUUUACACUUAUUUCUAUUUUUUUCUUUUUUGUAGUACUUAAGCAUAAGCGACCAAAAAUUGAGAACAGGGACAUGCUUUACAAAAGAACACAAGAACACAAUAUGUCAAGGAAUCCCCAGCAAACCCUCAAUAAACCGGAUGGUAGUAAGUGGCUUUUCUUCUCCUCAAAUUCUUUUUUCAUAUUUCAUUGGGGGUUGUGGGGUAGUUUCUGUCCCAAUUUCUCAAAAACUAACCCAGAGGUACUUUUAUUUUGUACUUUAAAAUUUUUACUAAGAAUCCGUGAAACUUGGUUCUAGUCAUUUCACAUUUUUUUUUUAAAUAUUUACAAAAUAAAAGUAGUUCUGCGUCCUUCAUUAGCUUGGUGGUGGAUUCGAUAAUUUGUAUAUUUUUGGUGGUAGAAUUUUUGGGAUCAUGUCACAAUGUGUUUCGCUCCUUCUUUUGCAGAUGGGAUGAACUAUAUAAUAUUUUUAAAAUUGGGAAUAUCUCGUAUUUUAGUGCAUUUUUGCUCCCCUUUUUGUAAUGGAACAUUUUAUUGCAAUGGAACCAUUUUUUAAUGGAAGGUCUUGGCCAAAUUUCAAAAUUGCAGGAUUUGUUACGCGAUUGCCCAAAAUUUAAACAAAAAAAUUGUAUAAAGACUUUUUUAGCGAGAUUCCUGGGUAACUUCUCCAAUUAUCAAAAGUUCUGAACUAACAGAAAAUUUAGGAAAUAUAAUAAGAGAACUUCGAAAUUUUGCAAACGGUACCAAGAAAGGAAAAUCUCGUUUUUUUUAAAAUAAUACUGUUGACUUUGAAGUGGGCAAUCUCUUUUUUACUAAAUCCUGCAGUUUAUUUAAAAGAAAAGUGAACUACAAGACCCUCCUAAAACCCCGAACGACAAUUUUUAUCUUUCGAUAUUGUCCUGGUGACAAUGACAAAACUUAUUGGUAAUAUUAGGUAAAGAACAUGCUCUUAAAAAAACCUAGUGAAAAAACUAAUUGUAAGAAAUUGAUAAACCAAAAUAGUAUUUUUUAUAACAACAAACCAUUGAUAAAAAUAUUUUUAAAAUAAUAAAUUGCAAUCAUAUCCUGAAAUUUUAAGAGAGAAAAGUAUAAAAAAAAAUUGUAAUUUGUGCGAUUUAAAUCGAAUUAUAUUUGACAAACAAAAAUAUUAGUCAAAAAAAGUACUUUGUAUGUUUAAAGAAAUUUUAAGAAUUUCUCCUCAAAUUGUGGAAAGUUAUUUGUUGAUGAAUUUUUAACAUUAUAAAAAUUGUUUUUUCUUGACAACAAACAAAAAAGAAAACUAAGAAAAUAUUGUAAUUUUAGAGAGACAAAAAACAAAGAAUUUAUUAAUAUUAAAUAAGAAUACAAGCAAUUUCUUAUAGUGUUAUUAAAUGUUAAAGUAAAGAUUUAGAUGAAAUUAUUAUGAUUAAAAGGAUUAACAAAUUAAAUUAUAAAAUCGCAA
Phlebotomus papatasi is the source of this 7193-nucleotide messenger RNA. It is a transcript of the gene dl, whose product is annotated as embryonic polarity protein dorsal. The transcript is spliced from 6 exons. Bases 1697 to 4384 code for a protein of 895 amino acids. NCBI's taxonomy places the organism in Eukaryota, Metazoa, Arthropoda, Insecta, Diptera, Psychodidae. Gene Ontology annotation, cellular component: cytoplasm. Gene Ontology annotation, biological process: canonical NF-kappaB signal transduction; cellular response to stress; inflammatory response. Gene Ontology annotation, molecular function: DNA binding; DNA-binding transcription factor activity. The record is from RefSeq and is a predicted model, not a curated record.